AAUUAGGUCCUGCGAAAUUGUAAACAAAUAUCUAUUUUAUCACUCUUUUGCAACAUUUAGACAUUCUAAGUUGAAAUAUAAGUAUUUAAUGGGGUUAUGGCAAUCCAUUGUUGAAAUAAAAUCGCCGGACAAUCGCGUUGACCAGUUUAUAGGUUAAGUAAUACUUCACCAAAAACAUCGAAACAUGUGUGAAGAUUUAAAGAUAUUAAAACAAGGGGCUGAAGCGAAGCUGUACAUCUGUAAUUACCUCGGGAAACCUACGCUAAUCAAGGAGAGGUUUGAGAAGAAAUAUCGCCAACCGGAACUCGAUGUCACCAUAACCAAAGAGCGCAUUAAAAAUGAAGCUAGAGCUAUCGUUCGCUGUAAAGCAGCUGAUGUCAAAACUCCAGCGUUAUAUUUAGUAGAUUUCGAGCGUAGACGCAUAUACAUGCAACAUUUCAUGCACAGCAUCACCGUGAAAGACUUCAUAAUAGACAUUUUCACUAAACAUCAAAAUAGCUCGGGUGAUAGGCCAAACAGCCUUGACAAAAUAGCCACACUAAUCGGCCAAACUGUGCGUAAACUUCAUGAGAACAACAUCAUUCAUGGAGAUUUAACUACAUCAAAUAUGUUAUUAGUGAAUAAAAACUUAAAACCCGAUGACUCUGAUUGGUUAGAUGCAGAUGUGGAAUUAGUCAUGAUUGAUUUUGGAUUAUCAUCCUUCGAUACUAGUGCGGAAGAUAAGGGGGUUGACUUGUAUGUCUUAGAAAGAGCGUUGAUAAGCACCCAUAAUGACUAUCCGGGGAUAUUUAACAAGAUCCUUGAAGCGUAUAAAAAUUACAGCAAAAAUAAUGUGAAGGAGAUUAUUGGCAAGUUUGAAGAAGUCAGGGCAAGAGGAAGAAAGAGGACUAUGGUGGGAUAGAGUUGUAAAUAAAAAGUGUUACGUAUUUAA
Cydia amplana is the source of this 931-nucleotide messenger RNA. RefSeq names its product EKC/KEOPS complex subunit TP53RK (gene Prpk). Gene Ontology annotation, biological process: protein phosphorylation. The record is from RefSeq and is a predicted model, not a curated record. Gene Ontology annotation, molecular function: ATP binding; protein serine/threonine kinase activity. The transcript has a single exon. Lineage: Eukaryota; Metazoa; Arthropoda; Insecta; Lepidoptera; Tortricidae. Bases 185 to 901 code for a protein of 238 amino acids. Gene Ontology annotation, cellular component: nucleus; EKC/KEOPS complex; cytosol.